GGAUUAUAUUAACAUCCUUAAAAAUAUGUUGAAAAGUUUCCUGAUACUUUUAUUUCUUGUUUCCGUAGAUUGUUUUCAAUAUACUGAUAGAAUAUUGCUUUCUAAAAUUCGAGCACUUACAUUUUAUAAGGAAAAAUAUACAAAAUCUUUGAGAUUUAGACCCUCUCCUCAGAUGGUAUGUGUGGGAGGUGAUGCAAAGGAUUUAUAUGAGUUGAAUGAAAUUCAAUGUAAAAAUAUAGGAAGUGAAUAUGAUCCAGAAGAUGUUCAAUGGAGUUGUUCCUCUAUUUUGCCAUCAUUUUAUAAACUUGGAAGAACAAAUGUUGUUUGCGAAGGUUACAGUGGUCCAAAUGAUAAAUACGUUCUUAAAGGAAGCUGUUUGGUAGAAUAUACACUUCAUUUAACAGAAGAAGGAAAAAUAUAUUAUAAAAAACAUAGAUAUUUAUUCUUUGAUACAAAAAAUGUCUUGUAUACGCAUGCUAAUCUCUUCCUUCGCUACUUAUUAACAUUUUCGAUUGUUUAUAUUCUUUAUUUAUUAUUAAAAAAGGGUAGAACAGCAUUUCAAAAUUGGCGUCCAGGAAACUGGUUUGGUGGAGGUGGUGGUAAUUAUCCAAGAGGUCCUCCUCCGCCUUAUUCAGGACCAUAUCAUGGCAAAACUUAUCAAUCAUCUAGAUUUCCAUGGACACCAGGAUUCUGGAGCGGUCUUUUAGGAGGAGCUGCUUUAAGUUAUAUGAUGCGUAGUUCGAGGGAACGCUAUUCACGUCCUAAUGAGUUUAUCUAUCACAAUAGAUUUUGGGAAGAUGAAUAUACGCGUCAUGAUAAUGAUGAUAUAAGACAAGAUACAAUUAAUUAUACAAUGAGAAGAUCUACAGGUUUUGGUGGAACAAGACGUCGUUAA
Pneumocystis murina B123 is the source of this 895-nucleotide messenger RNA. RefSeq lists its product as hypothetical. The transcript has 6 exons. Gene Ontology annotation, cellular component: endoplasmic reticulum membrane. NCBI's taxonomy places the organism in Eukaryota, Fungi, Ascomycota, Pneumocystomycetes, Pneumocystales, Pneumocystaceae. The coding region runs from base 26 to 895 and encodes 289 amino acids. Gene Ontology annotation, biological process: regulation of store-operated calcium entry. The record is from RefSeq and is a predicted model, not a curated record.